AUUCCAUACGUAACAGGGGAGGCCACGCCCAGCGGACUGUUGCUCAGACAGGACUGGGAGAUAAAGUUUAGUGUGUUGAGUGUUUGGAUCCUAGUGUGUGGAGUGUGUGUACUGAGUGUGACAGAGUGUGCCCGCGCGGGUGUCGGUAAUGUCGUUAGCGGAUCAACAGUGGCUGACGGCGCGCGCUAAGGUGUCGGUGCUGCAGGCGCGCGGCCUGAGGAUCAAAGGGAAGGAGGGCGCGCACGCGCUGCUUCAGGUGGGCGCACAGAGGUUCAGCACGGUAAAGGCGCAGCAGCAGCGCGCGGACCCGGUAUGGGACGGGCAGGAGGCCGCGUUCGAGCUCACGGGCUUCCCGGAGAACAGCGCCGACCUGCGGGUACAGGUGCUGCAGCGCGCGCUGGUGGGACCGGACAAGGUUCUGGGGCACGUGGACAUCGACCUGGGGGAAUUAUACAGCGACAAGACCCGCGAUAAAAUACAAUGGUUUAAGCUGCUGGGGAAGCCGGGGAAGCCGGAGAAGGAGCGUGGCGAGAUCCAGCUGGAGAUCCAGUUCCUGAAGGGAAGCAUGUCUGCCAGCAUGUUCGACCUGUCCGGCCCCGACAAGUCCAGAUCCAAAAUGGGCAAGCUGAAGGACAAACUCCGGGGAAAGAAGAAGGAGGGACUGUCUGACUCCGCCUCUGCCAUCGUCCCGUCCGUCACUCAGAUUCUGACGGACAGCGAAGGAGAGGAGGGGGAGGAGCUGGCCUCCCCGGAGAAGAAGAAGAAGAACAAGCUGAAGUCCCUGUUCGCCCCGAAGUCCGGUCUGCGACGGGACUCGUCCCAGUCCAUGUCCACCCUAAGCUCCUUCCCCGAGAGAGACUCGGCCAUCGCCUCCAGCACCUCCUCCGGCCUCAACGCCGAGUCUCCUGAGGGCAAGAAGAAGUUUAAGUUCCUGACGCACAGACGAACCGGCAGCUCCGACAGCAAAAACUCCCAGAGCGCCUUCAAACACGAAGCUCCACCCCAGGUCAGCAUCAAUGGCAGCCAUGUUUACAGGGAGGAGGAGCCUGAGAAUAAAGGCUCUGCCCUCAGCCUCACCAGCUCUGGCCACGGGUCGAUGGAGGAGCUAAGGCGAGAGAGGGAGGAAAGAGAGAGAAUGGAGGAGGAGAGGAUAAGGGUGGAAAGAGAGGAGGAAGAGAGGAAGAAGAAGGAAAAAGAGGCAGCAGAACAGAGGCAGAAAAUUGAGGCAGAGAAAGAAAGGAUGAGGUUGGAGAGGGAGAAAGAAGAACAGAGGAAAAAAGCUGAGGAAGAACGCCAAAGAAAACAGAAAGAGGCAGAAGAACAGCAAAGAAAAAUUGAGGAAGAAAGGCAACGAAAGGAAAGAGAGGCAGAGGAGCAAAGAAAGGUUGAGGAAGAGAAAGAAAGGAUGAGAUUAGAGAGGGAGAAAGAAGAGCAGGAAAGAAAGAGGAAGGAAAGAGAGGCAGAGGAGCAGAGGCAGAAAAUUGAGGAAGAGAAAGAAAGGAUUAGGUUACAGAGGGUGAAAGAAGAAGAGCAGAUGAGGAAAACUGAGAAAGAACGACAAAGAAAAGAAAGAGAGGCAGAAGAACAAAGGAUGGUUGACAAAAAGAAAGAAAUUAUGAGAUUGGAGAGGGAGAAGGAAGAGAAGGACAGAAGUAGGAAGGAAAAAGAGGCAGUGGAGCAGAGGCAGAAAAUUGAGGAAGAGAAAGAGAGGAUGAGGUUGGAGAGGGAGGCAGAAGAGAAAAGGAGGAAGAUCGAAGAAGAACGACAAAAAAGGGAAAGAGAGGCAGAGGAACAAAGGAGGAAGAUUGAGGAAGAGAAAGAGAUCAUGAGGUUGGAGAGAGAGAAAGAAGAGCAAGAGAAAAAGCGGAAGGAAAGAGAGGCAGAAGAGCAGAGGGCAGAGAAAGAGAGGAAAAGGUUUGAGCUUGAGAAAGAAGAAAAGAAAAAGCUUGAGGAAGAAAAACAGCGAAAGGAAAGAGAGGCAGAAGAGCAGAGAAGGAAGAUUGAGGAGGAGGAAAAAGCGAGGCAGAUAACAGAGGAAAAAGAGAGGAAUAGGAAGGAGGAGGAGAAUAAAAAGAGGCAGGAGGCAGAAAGGCUGGCAGAGGAGAAGAAGGCCAGGGAGGAAGAAGAGCGACGGAGGAAAAGGGUGGCGGAGGAAGAGGAGGCAGAAAAACAAAAGAGAAUUUGUGAGGAAGAGGAGAGAAAGGAGAAAGAGAGGAUUAGGUUGGAGGAGGAAAGAAAGAAUCUGGAGAUGGAGGAGAGGAAAAAGAGGGAGCGGGAGGUAAAAGAGGCAGAGCAGGAUCUGAGGCCGGUUCCGAAAGCACGGACUGGUAAAGUGAGUACUGCCUCCAAACCUCAGGAGGAAACUCUAUCUGAGGCAGAGUCCUCCAACAACCCGUUUGAAACCAGUGAACCUGAGGAACCUCCAUCCUCAAACCCCUUCGAGGAGCCGAACAGCCCUCAGCCCCCUGCCUCUGUCCGCUCGGCCCGAGUCUCCGCGGUGAAGCCCAGUACGUCCCUCUCUAGGACCAUUUCCCAGCCGCCUGUGGUGAACACCAACCCAUUUUUUGAUAAUUGUGAUGAUUCGUUUGAUGGCAGCUUAGAGAACUUUGACAGUAUUGAAAGGAGCACAGAGAGAAGCGGUAAGAAAGGACAUGCCCCGUUACCUCCACAGAACAAGUUAGAGAUGCCAAAAUCAAUUGCUAAUUCCGGAGACAUCCUUCUGGAAGAGACCAAACCGUGUUCACCUUUAAAAGAAGUGUCAAGGCGCCCGGCACCUCAGCCGCCUGGCGGUCUGAAGAAAACUACAGAAGAUCCAGACAGACACCACCAAUGUCCAACAACUUUAGGUCAAGAGUGGGAUCCUCUUGAAGGCCCAGAAAGACCUCAAUCUCAUGGUCAAGAGAGGAAACCUCUUGUUGGUCCAGAAAACCCUCAAUUAAGCAAAGUGAUCUCCAAAGAUGAACUAAAGGCUUGGUGCAUUCAAAGCAUGAAGCUGGGAAAAGGACAAAACUCUAGUCCUCAAAAAGCUGAUCCCAUCCAUAAUCAAGCUCCCACACAUCAAUUAGCUACAUACAGUGGACACAGGGACUUUUCUACUAGCCAGAAUCAAUCCAGUAAGAAACCAGCUGAUGCCAAUCCUUUCACAGGUGAUGGGCCAGUACCAGUACCAGCCAGGCACAACAAGGGACCAGCACCUGCAAAACCUUCUAGUCAGAAAACUCUGUCUGAAGAUGAAUCCUCAAACAUUUGCUCAAGUCCAAAAAGUCCUUCAGUAGAACUUGCACCACUUGAGAAUGAGUUGUCCAGUAAAGAUACCACUGCAGAACCUUUGAAAACCAUUAAUUUAGAUAAUCUUCCCAGACAAGAAAAGGUUGAAGAGCAUCUGAACAAGAUAGAUGAACCAGAAUGUCUGCAAUGGAGUUCCCCUUCAAGUGUAUCUCAAGAUGUUCUGAGCCAAGAAUUAUUUGUCUCUAAAUCAGAUGGACUUCCAAAUCUCGACAGUUUAUCCCGAGAAGCACUGGCAAGGACAGAAGUUGCCAAAAAGAAGUCUCAGGCACCGCUACCUCCCGCUAAACCAAAAAGAAUUGGAGAUCCAGGCAACCAACUGCCAUCUGUUUCGGCAUCUAAAAGCAAGGUUGACCUUGAAUUCCUUCCACAAAGCCAAAGAAAUAAGAAUUUCCAAGAUCAGCCAAAGGACACUACACCUACCACAACCUCAUCUUCCACUCCACUUGCUGCAAAGUCCGAGAUGAAGAAAGUGGGUGUUUCCAUGCCGGCAGAUUCAGGUCCUGGCUCUGGGUCAAAGUCUCUGCCAUUGGCCAGAGUGGUACCCACCGAUGUUCAAAGCAGUGCAGGUGACUUGAAGGGGGCAGGGGGAGCUUCUGCCUCAGUAAUCAGGCCACAUGCAGUCAAACCCCUGAGUGCUAUAGCAGAUAAACAACCAGACCUCAGAGAAACCAGUACCAGUAAAGCUGCUGGAGGCACGGACAACACGCAGCCCAAGCCAGAGGCUGCAGAGACUGGGGGUAAAGGCCCAUAUUCCCAGCUGACCCGGGCCGAGCUGGUGUCGCUGGUAGUCCGGCAGCAGGACCAGCUGAGCCAGCGGGACCGGCGGAUCGGGGAACUGGAACUGUACAUCGAUUCACUUCUGGUCCGGGUGAUGGAGGAGCAGCCCAGCAUCCUGAUGUCCCUCAGCUCCCAGAAGAAGACCGUGUGACUCCUGACCCAGCCUGCACUGACCCGGCCUGCACUCUUCAAAAUAAUUUAAAAUCUAAACUAUGCACAAAUAUACAUCAUUACUGAUGCACAAAAACAUAGUCUAAAAGGGGCUAUUGUGCUGCACUGUUUAUGGUAAAGUAAAAAGUAAGACCAAAGCCAGCUUCCAGCUUUGUUAUAGCAUUUUUAUAAUGAUUUAGCACCAUGCUGACUGCAACAGUAUUUAAAAUUUAUGUGCCACCUUAAAAAGAGUAACAGUUACGUUUUUCCCAGAGGUCAAGUUUUUGUUCUUAUCUUGAAAAGCGUCUAUUACUUGUUAAGACACAUGACCUAAAAAAAGACUAUUUCUGAAAAUACUAAAGUACUGCAAUAUUUAAGGUAGAAUGCAAAAUUUGAAUUAGAAGCCAGCUUUAAGCUUUGUUCACCUUAAGUUCUGACUCCUGGGGCCAGGUACUUAUUUUUUUUUUUCUUAUACAACCUUAAAUAAUGCAAAGCUCCCAUUAAUUUUUAGAUGUAUAAGCUAAAAAAGGGGGCUACUUCGGAAAUUAUUGCUGAACUAUUUAAAGUGGCAUGCAAAAUUUUGAGCAAGAAGACAUGCUUUUUUUUUUUAUUACACAAUGUAACUAUUCAGGCUUGUGGUUGGCACAAUGCUAAUGUCAAAGUUAAAAUUUCCUUUGCCACCUUGAUAUGUGGCAGUCACCUGAGGCUAAUUGGUGGGUUAAGAUGCACCCAUUUCUAUUGUUAGCUACAUUAGCCUUCAGCACUACAAUGUAAUUGCUGUGCUAUUUAAGGUGGAAUUGAACAUUCCGAAAAAAAGCGCAUUUUUUGAGCUUGACCAAAUUAGUUUACCAAUAGAUGAAUAAUGAAUACACCCAUGCUACAUGCUAAGCCUACACUAUUAUUGAGAAUAAACACCAGCUACUUGUAAAAUACUAUACAUUCGUUUUUUGUAAAUUGUGCUUAAGACACUUAGCUCACAGAGGGUAUUUUUUGGUAUUUUAAAAAAAAGUCAUCCAUAAAUGCAAAAGGAGUGUUAGCUUAGCAUGUAGCACUAGUCAUAUUUCACCUCUUUUAAUAAGCAGUUUGGCAAAAAAAAAAUAAUAGAGGCCUAUUGUCACUCAGAGUCUCUGAGUCUGGAGAUAACUGAAUUAUUAAAGCGCUGUUGUGUAAGAGGUCAGGGUGUGAUAAUGCUCUUUAUUUUCAAAAUCCAGCCUCGAGCUAGUGUUCACUAAAUGUCAUUCAGAACAUUUCCGCUUCAGUUGCACUACAGAAUAAAACUCUAAAACCUGUUUAUAAUUAAUCUAUUCUUUCUGAACUUCAGCUGAUCAAAAACUAACACACUCGUUUCUCUCUGUACGCUUUGCCACUUUCCAAAGCAUAAACCUGUUAAAUGAAUGUUCCAAAAUAUCUCUACACUUCCCUGCAGCACACUUCCGUUAUACUCAUUUUUUUCACCUGUCUGUUCAGCAGUUCCUCAAUUUAUCAAAAGAGGAAAAUGCCAUGUUUAAAAAAAUCAUACAGAAUGUUCUAAUCUAUUGUGAUGUAUUAUUUUGUGUUUUUGCUAAGUGCAAUACUGUGUAUGCUGGUGUUACAGAACUGUAUGAGAUUAUACUGUAUGCACUUUAAUCAGUCAGACACUUCCUCUGCCUUCCUGUUCGAUCUCUGAUUUUCUGUAAAUAUCGAAUUUUGAUUAUUAUUUCUACUCUGUGCCUUUUUUCAUCUGCACUGUUUGUUGAUUUGUCAGAUUAAAUAAUAAAGUUUAUUGUACCACU
Astyanax mexicanus (Mexican tetra) is the source of this 5987-nucleotide messenger RNA. It is a transcript of the gene rab11fip1b, whose product is annotated as RAB11 family interacting protein 1 (class I) b. NCBI's taxonomy places the organism in Eukaryota, Metazoa, Chordata, Actinopteri, Characiformes, Acestrorhamphidae. Gene Ontology annotation, molecular function: small GTPase binding. Bases 149 to 4216 code for a protein of 1355 amino acids. The record is from RefSeq and is a predicted model, not a curated record. Gene Ontology annotation, cellular component: intracellular membrane-bounded organelle. Gene Ontology annotation, biological process: regulated exocytosis. The transcript is spliced from 6 exons.